Molecule: messenger RNA, 723 nt
Organism: Penicillium taxi
Lineage: Eukaryota; Fungi; Ascomycota; Eurotiomycetes; Eurotiales; Aspergillaceae
Product: protein-L-isoaspartate O-methyltransferase
Exons: 2
Biological process (GO): protein modification process
Cellular component (GO): cytoplasm
Molecular function (GO): protein-L-isoaspartate (D-aspartate) O-methyltransferase activity
Source: RefSeq, a predicted model, not a curated record
GCCUUGGUCAUGGCAUGGUAUUGUAGUGGGUCUACCAAUACUGAGCUCAUCGAGAACCUGUUCAAGAGUGGCUUGAUCAAGAACAAGCGGGUGAAGGAAGCCAUGUUACGUGUUGAUCGAGCCCACUACGCUCCAUCGCGGCCUUACUCGGAUUCCCCGCAGUCUAUUGGACAUAAAGCUACCAUCUCUGCCCCGCAUAUGCACGCACAAGCGUGUGAGUAUCUUAUCGAUCAUCUUCAACCUGGUUCCCGAGUACUGGAUAUCGGAUCUGGCUCUGGUUACCUCACUCACGUUCUGGCCAAUCUAGUGGCGGGUCCAGAUGCGCCAGAACAAGGCCAGGUGAUUGGCAUUGAUCACAUAUCUGAUCUGAUUGAUAUGUCCCGUACCAACAUUAACAAGUCCGAAGAAGGUCGCAAUCUUCAGGAAUCUGGAAUUGUCAAGAUGAUCACCGCCGAUGGACGCCUAGGUUGGAAAGAUGGAGCUCCGUAUGAUGCUAUUCACGUCGGUGCAGCAGCCGAAAGUCUUCAUCCUGCAUUGAUGGAGCAGUUACGUGCACCAGGGCGACUGUUCAUUCCAAUUGAGUCAGAGGAAGAGGGAACAAGUGUGGUAGCUCGUGGAGGACAGUACAUAUGGGUCAUUGACAAAAAGAUCGACGGAUCGAUCCAUAGAGAGAAGGUCUUUCAGGUUAAAUACGUACCUCUGACCGAUGCUCCUCGAGGUUGA